Messenger RNA from Dermochelys coriacea (leatherback sea turtle), 12113 nucleotides. It is a transcript of the gene RIMS3, whose product is annotated as regulating synaptic membrane exocytosis 3. Bases 401 to 1330 code for a protein of 309 amino acids. The record is from RefSeq and is a predicted model, not a curated record. The transcript has 7 exons. Gene Ontology annotation, cellular component: presynaptic membrane; cytoskeleton of presynaptic active zone. Gene Ontology annotation, biological process: regulation of synaptic plasticity; positive regulation of synaptic transmission; regulation of membrane potential. NCBI's taxonomy places the organism in Eukaryota, Metazoa, Chordata, Testudines, Dermochelyidae. Gene Ontology annotation, molecular function: small GTPase binding; transmembrane transporter binding.
GCUUGUGAAAUAACGGUGAUGACUGGUCCCCACAUGCCUUGCAUCUCACUUCUGAAUUUCUUGCCUACCCCUGCUUUUGGCUGUGAGGAGAAUUGGGUCAGGGAGGUAACCAUGGAGAUGCUUAAGCAAAGUCUACAGCUCCGCUCCUGUCUCUCUCCAGAAACCUUUAAAGAUUAACUAGAUUGUCGUCUCCUCGCACUAGGGAUGGGAUUUUGGGUUUGAAUCAUUUGGGGCAGAUUUCUUUUUUAGGGGAGGGGGAAGGAAGAGGUGGUGUUUGUGUGUUUUGGAGAAGAAACAGGGGGGUCUUUUAUUCCUGUUAUACCUGGACACCGUUGUCGGACUCCUCUGUUUGCUGACCCCACCCAGGAACCCGCCCAAGACAGAGAGUGACUAGCUGACCAUGUUUAACGGGGAGACUAGUUCCUCCUCGGCUAAAAAUGUGGUCCGCAGCUCCAGCAUCAGCGGCGAGAUGUACAACGUCGAGAAGAGCAAUGGGGGCAACCCGGACUCGGCCAGCAUCACCUCCAACAAGAAGAGGCGCUCUAGCCUUGGGGCCAAGAUGGUGGCUAUCGUGGGGCUGUCCCAGUGGAGCAAGAGCACCCUGCAACUCAACCAGCCUGAUGGCGGCCCAAAGAAACCGCGCAGUACCAUCCGGCGGAGCACGGAAACUGGCAUCGCUGUGGAGAUGAGGAACAGGGUUACCCGGCAGGGCAGCCGGGAAUCGACCGACGGCAGCACCAACAGUAAUAGCUCCGAUGGCACAUUCAUUUUCCCCAUGACCCGGCUGGGAGCCGAGAGCCAGUUCAGUGACUUUUUAGACGGGCUCGGGCCGGCGCAGAUAGUUGGCCGGCAGACACUGGCGACGCCUCCGAUGGGUGAUGUCCACAUUGGGAUGAUCGAUAGGAGUGGGCAGCUGGAGGUGGAGGUGAUUCAGGCCAGGGGCCUCACCCCAAAGCUGGGUUCCAAGUCCAUCCCUGCGACUUAUGUAAAAGUUUAUCUGCUGGAGAAUGGGACCUGCCUGGCCAAGAAGAAGACCAAGAUGGCCAAGAAGACUUGGGACCCUUUCUACCAGCAGGCGCUGCUCUUUGACGAGGGCCCACAGGGCAGAGUUUUGCAGGUGAUUGUCUGGGGAGAUUAUGGCCGCAUGGACCACAAGUGCUUCAUGGGAAUGGCGCAGAUUGUCCUGGAAGAACUGGAUCUCUCCAACAUGGUCACAGGCUGGUACAAACUCUUCCCCACUUCCUCGCUGGCGGACUCCACCAUCGGCCCUCUGACGCGUCGCCUCUCCCAGUCCUCUCUAGAGAGCUCCACAAGUCCUUCUUGCCCCUAAGGGUCAGGACUCAGGGCGGGGGUGGGAGGGAGGGAAGGAAACAAGCUGGCCUACCAAAACGUUCGGUGGAACGGCUGUAAAUAUUCUGUGUCUGGUUUUGUUUUGUUUUUUUCCCUCCCUGAAACGAGCUGCUCUCGACAUGUUCUUCGCCAGCUGCAAUGUUCCACCACGCAGGCAGGGGACUUUAAACGAGAGGGGAAGGGGGCGGGAAGGAGAAACAAGAACAAACUUGUGAUGCAGAACAAGCGACGUGACUGACCAACAACCGAUCCCAAGACUGUUACCGCAUCUCAUCGAGUCAUAUUCAGAAAGGAGUCAAACUAAGGACCGUAUUUUUCAUCUGAACAGCUGGCGGGAGCGUCUUGGAUCCGAUUCAUUCAAUCCCACUGCAAGUAGCAUGUUAACUCUAUUUUGUUUUGCCUCCGUUUUGUUUUCCUGAUCAUUGGGAAAAAAAUAGCUUUUUUUUAAAAAACAAACAAACAAGAAAAAUGAAUAUAUUCAGCACUACUACUUUUUUUAACGGAAUGUAGCAUCUUAUGAUAUUAUGUAGCCUGCCAUGUGCUAAUUUAAAACACAUUCUCUCUCUGCAAUAUCUAGGAGGGACACUCUCCCUACCGACAGGAACCAUCCGCCAGUCACUUGCUGUUUUGGUAGAUUCUUAACACAAAUCUUGCAAGGUUGAGCAAGCAAUCUGUUGGUCACUUUUUUUCUUGGUAGCAUGUAGCCUGUGACAAAUGACUCUGCCAAAGCAGUAGGGGAAGAAAAAGGUGCAUUUGACCUGACUGUUAUUUAAGUGUGUUAUGGUUCUGACUUGAUGUUCCACUCCCAAAGUGUAAUAGAUACCAUGCCUCAUACAACAGUUCCAACUAGGAGGAGGUGAUGCAAAGGGAAGAUUGCAAUGAUGGUUGAAUUGAACUCCUAGUCAGUCUCAUCUUUGCUCAUUCACCCCCAUGCGAGGUCCAACUUGUAGCUGAAAGGUUUCCAUGCUCCAUUACUGCAUUUCAGGGAGCAAACAGAGGGUUUGUCAGAACAUAUACAGCCCAUAAUCAGAAAGAAGGGCUGAAUGCACCUUUUCCCAACCCUCGAUUCAUUGGUAUGCUGCAGGGAAACAUCUCAGUUGUACCCACUGUGGAUCUGGCGUAAGGGUGACGGAUAGGUUACAAAACAAACUAGAUGUUUUGAAUUUAUUACGAUGAGUGUUGUUUUUGUUUUGUUUUGUUUUGUUUUGUUUUUAAAGCAGCAUUCUGGUUCCCAAAGAGGACCAGUUCUUGUAGCAAAACCGAGAAUUAUGGAAGCUUUUUAUGAAGGUGCCUAAUGAAAUUUGCCGAAAAUACUCAGGGGAGACACCACUAGAAACUGCGGUUUCUUCAUUAAAAAAUAAAUAAAAAUUACACAAUGACUGUCCUGAAGGAUCAGUUUCCAAAACCAAGAGGUGGACAAGUGGUCAGACUGGAAAAAGACAUGAGAUUAAUGGGGUAUUUCUACCUAGCAGAUAUCUCUGACCUUCAGUCUUUAAUACCAACUAACCAAAAUCAAGGUUGAGUGUUUGUUUUUAUUAGUAUUGAUUGGCAAAAAGAGAAUUUCACAAUGCACAGAGCACAAGGAAUAUCCUAUGGUUCCUCUUGCAUUGCUAGCAAGGAUGAGCCAGCAAGAAAUUAUUACCGCAAAGAAACAAAAAAAGUAAACCUGAAGGGUAAGAACUUUGCUAUGAAACCAUCCCCUCCACAAAAUGGAAACUGCCAGUCGGCAAUGUACUUACUCUUUGGUGGCAGUCUUAUGACACACAACCACCAUCAAGAUUUCAGCAACUUUGUGUCAAGGAAUUUCAGCUGCUAUAAAUGUACAUUGAAUUUGCAACUUCACCAAACCAAAAUAUCUUGGGGUCACUGAGCGGGGACCAGGCUGGAUUCUGCUUAUUACAGAUAGAGAUAGGUCUGUUUGCUCCGCAGUCCCCAGGAUCUCAUGUUUUUCUUCCAAGGAACCAGAGCCUGGUCUGCUAUGGUGGAGGAGUGAUUGUUCAGUACAAGCAAUAUACACUGAUUUCCAAGUUCAGACUUAAAGGCGGUCCUGCUGGUCCACUGUACGGUUUUACCUUAGAGACGGAGUGGGUUAUUUGAGGAGGCCCAUUUUGUGCCCGGCUUAUUGGAACUGGAAGAAGGUGAUGACACGAAUUUAGGUUCCUUCCAGAGCAUGAUCCUGUUACCUGAUGUCCACCUUGGCUAGCUGGACUCGGUUUCUUUGCUCCUGAGUGCUGGAUUUUUGAAUAUGUAGGAGGGCAGGUGUCUGAAGAGGACAAGCUUUCAAGGAAGUGAUCUUCUCCUUCAGAUGAACAUCAUCUCUGCUUUUGCUUUGGCCACUCAAGUUUUAGAAGGGAAAAAAAAAGGACAACCCAGCCUUUCUUUGCUGGACAAAUUAGCAGGUCUGAUUUGAGUUGGAAGUUGAGCUGAGCAUUGAGAGGCCAGCUUGGACACAGUAUGAAAGCUUGUUAGAUGUCUUGUUCAUUAACUUGGACUCAAGUAAGCAGGUUCUUUCCCUUUCCUUCAACACACAUCAUGCUGUCUCUAAAUAUCUGAGUUAGUACCGUAGCUUCACAAACAAACAAACAACCCAUUAUUUUCAGAACCAAUGGAAGGGAUGUGGCAACUUCAACCCCAACCAACUCUUAGCAUAAUACUUUGCUGAAGAUAAAGUGGGGACGUCUGCAGAGACUUUUCCCAGGAUAGCACUCUAAGGCCACCUAGAACAAAGACAAUUGGGGUUGUAUAUCCACAACAGCGUACAAAUCGUACAGUCUCCAAUACGGUCUGCCACUCUCAUGUGAGCAGUAGCUGGAAAAAUCUACUCAUGUUGAUGUGUGGAAAAUCCAGUGCCAGAACAAAAGAACUGUAAUCUGAAGGACAUGCUCGGAUUCUCUGGGGAACAACCUGGACACUCCUGAGUGUUUGGGGUUUUUUUUAUUAUUAUUAUUAAUAAACAUUCUAUGCUUUGGAAGAUAACAAUGUAACUAGAAUCAGAACAAAUUUCACCCCGGAUUCCUUUUCAGUAUAAACUGAAGUCUUGCUGCUAGGCAGUAACUCUGAAAAGCAAAGCACAUGGAUUCGAGGGAAUGAUUCUUUCUGCUCCCCAAGAUGGGUUGGCAUAGCAAAGCCACCAUGCUGAGGACUUCAGAUGGCUGCCAUCGUCCUCUACACAAACUGUAGCCCCAUCAAAUCUUUUGUUGCUUCACUCUCAGCGCUGCCUGGCCAGCCCAACCCCUGGACCUCAUUUACAUUGGGGGACUUGUAGAGGGACAGGGCAAGUUUUAAUUUGGGUUGCAAAAAAAAAAAAAAAAGACAAUACUCAAGUAUCGUGUUUACACUGUGACGUCAGCUCCUUUUUUAUUUUCUUACACAUGAGAUCCAGUGUCAGACAUUUCCCUCACUCAGACAAAAAAACACUCAGUCCGAGCUGCUUUUCUACACGCUACAUAAAAGUCCCUACAGACCUAAUAGAGAACAAAGUUUCAGCUGAGGGGAGCAGGAGGAAAUGUUCUACUGCAAAAGGGCAUUUCUUGUCUGUUACGUGGUUUAUGAUGGCUGGCUGCAAGCAUUACUCAUCAGUUACUCAUUGCACUCUCUCCCCAUCAUUUCUUUGGUCAGGAAAGGAACCUCAAACCCACCCACAUGCCUCUACUGCCCAGGGGCACUGCUGAGGAGGGCAUUUGCAGACUGUCUGUUUUAGUCUGGGCAUAACCAGUGCCCAUGCCCCCCCAAAAAGGGGGGGCCAGAUGUGAGGAUAAUAAAUACUUAGGACUUCUCGCUGAGCUCACGUACACCAGGAAUGAGUUGGCAGAAGUCAGUGGGGUUACAUAUUAAUGCAAGUGAGAUCAGAAUCCAACCCCAGACAUCCUGGUGGAGUUAAAAGGAUAAGCGUGGCCCAGAAUGUUUCCCCUUUGAGGUCUGGUGCUAAAAACCUGCAACGAAGUCCAAGCAAAACCAGUUAUAGCCAUGUAACGCGGCGGGAGCACUGCAUCGUCUUGAUGUAUAACUAAAUUGCUGGAAGCUAGAGACAGGCCUGAUGUAGCAAAUUUAGAUCGGGAAAGUUUUGGUCCCUGAGUCCAGGAAACUGGCUCAGGCCCUUCUCACCUGGAAAUUAGCUCCAACUUAGCCUGAAGCAUUCCCACAACUGCUGGGGCUUGCUCCAAGCUCGUAACAAAACAUGAAGCUUUUCAUGCAGCUUCAGCUUUUGUUGCACACGUUUCACGUGGCCUUCUUGCGAGCCGAGGGCAUUAUUACACUGAAAGGCCAGAGCUCGUGCUAUGGCUCUGAAGGCACCUGUAACCAUGAGAAAGAAAGCACACCCAGAUGUGAUGACAAGCACUGGCUCACCCCACUGCUGCUGGAAGAUGCUGCAAAACACCAGUAUGUCCAAAAACAUAUACUCAAUGCAUGGGCCAGUGUAGCAGGUGAUUUCUGUCCAGCAUACCUGGUACAUAAGGCAGUAGCAAACAGGGAGGAAUGGCCUGACAACCAUCACAGUUCUGUCAGCUUCAUGGUAUUCUAAAAGGGAAUGAAGAAUUGGGGGGGGGGGUCAUCCAGCUGCUCUGCAGUUGCGUUUCUAAGUCCAUGAAGCUGUACCAGAAAAAGCCAUAGGCAGCUGAGAUUAGACUAAGUGCUUCCUGUACAGGUAUCUACCCCAGAUCUCCGCCCCCCUCUCUGACAUCAGGAACAAAUGUGUCACCUGGGGCACGCUUCUAUAGAUGAAGCUGAUUGGUUUUCAAAGACUGCGACGAAGCCAUUGGUCAAAGGAGUUGGGUCUGGGUUACCUUUGCUGAUAGGAGGAAUCCCAUUCUGUUGAGUGUCUUGGAAACUUGUUUGGUUUUAGCAUUGAGUUGACAUGACAAAGCCACAGCAUGUGUGUUUUUCUAAUGCACUUAUAAUUACCUUUGUAUUACUGAAAAGGGUGUUGGCAUACCCAGGAGCAGAGGAGGGCCUUGAACGGUACAAAGCCAUCUAUAUAAACAGCACUGGCUUUACUGAUUCAGGCUUAAAUAAUCCACCUCUGCUCGACUCUUACAAACCGCGUACAACUUUUGUGGAUUGGUGGGGCAGUUUGUGGAAUACGCACUCGUAUGCUUCCUCUGAGGAAUGUGUUUAACUGUGCUAGAAAAUACCAGCAUUUGAAGGGUUAAACAAGAGCUUUCAGCCACCAUGCCGCUUGGUGGUUGCAUUGGAAGCACAGAAGGACACCUUCUACAUCACAGAGGGCAGAAAGACAUCCCCUGCUUUCCAAAGGCUUCUGUAACAGCUGUUUCAGUUGACAGCCCGUUUCACAAGGGCGAGCAUAGGAAGAAGCAGUAGGGGCUAAACCAGUUGUUAGAGGGUCACGGUGUGCUAGAAAAGUUUGACUGAUUGUAGGGAAGCCUGCCCGGGGUGGCGGGGAGGGGGAAGAAUCUGCUUUACAUGUAAUUUGGAAGCAUGUGUGGCAGCUAGGAAAUAAAACAGGUGUGCUAGAGACCUGAAAUUAGAACCUUCACCACCGCAGUGUAGAAAGGAAAUUAUGUAAAAUAGAAUCUUAAGCGGUCACACCUAUAACAACUGUUCUCUGUGAAAUCAAUUACACCAAUCAGCAUCAGCCUGGGCCCAAGACUUGGAAAAGCAGGUUCUUAAGGCGAGAUCUGAGAACUGAGGAAAAGUUUUGUAAACGUUUGUCUCACUAUUAGAGUAAAGCUGUCGUGUCUUUAAAAAAAAAAAAGUCUUAGAUCUUGUCUAGUGUAUUUCCCUGGAUCCUGGAAGGUAACAUAGUAGCAUCACAAAGCUGUAGAACUUCAGUAUGGACACUACUUAUGCCGAUGGGAGGGGUUCUCCCAUUGCUGCAAUUAAUCCACUUCCCCAAGAGGUGGUAGCUGGGUCAACAGAUGAAUUCUUCAGUCGAUCUGGCAUUGUCUACACCAGGAGUUAGGUUGGCAUAGCUACAUCUCUCAGGAGUGUGGAUUUUUCACAUCCGAGAGAUGCAGCUAUGCCACUGUAAGCUGCCAGCGUAGACCACCCCCCAAAAAAGCAACUCACAGUUUGGCUACAAGCACAAGACCCAAUGACUGGUGCAGGCUCUCUACCCUUUCAGAACUCAGAUCAUUGGUAUACCUCAUGUUUUUAUAAUCAGGGUUUAGCACACAGUCUUGUAUUCUGGAUGGGUUUUUUAUUUUAAAUGUUGGUGACGAAGGCUUGCUUGUAGUAGGUCUGGUCCUUGCUUUGAUUGUCAAACUAGUGAUUGCUGAGCUAAAUGGGAAAUGAUGCAAGAAGCAGGAAGGUUUUCAGGACUGUUAGAAUUCAGCUAGAUAGUACACCAUCACUGCAAAGCUGGUUUUAAUUUCUCUUCCUUUCAUCUACCUGGGCAUCUCUAAAAGGUGUAGCCAACCCUGCAUCUUAUCCAGAAGGCUGCUGCUUAACUUGGCAUACAAGGAUGUUAGAGAAAUACUGCUUCUCUGCCUAAUGAGAUCUCCCCCCACCUUUUUUUAAAUAAAAAGGGCCAGGCGUGAAGUCAGUAUGUCUCCGAUGUGAAAAUGAAGGCACUCAAGUAGCCAUUGAGAAGCGAGGGUUUUGCUGGGAUCUUGCUCCAUCAUUGCAGCAUUUGCAUUUAGUUCAGAUGGAAAAAGGAAGUCUCAGAAACAUGCAAAAAGGGGUUUUAUUGAGCUCUGAAGAGUGUUAGCAAAUGACUUGGUUGUUUCUAAAGGGAUUACUGUCAAUUCCUGGAUAUUGACAAGACUUCCUAGCACUUGCGAGAAAGGUGGAUUUUUGUCUUAUGUUUAUUGCAAGGAACUUGAUGCAAUGUUUUCUGAUGCCAGAGAUGGCAUCUUAUUUUCUCGGGUUGUAGCUGCACUACCCUAAUCUGUAACCGACUGGCCAGGUGUUCUGGCAUCGAAUGCCUCUCGGACGUUAGCACUUUGAUGUUGGUGGCCUUGUUUUUCUUAGAAAAGGGCUUGAUCUUUUCAUGCAGUUAAAGCUAAAUAAAUUUCCCCCAUCGUGUUGUCCCACUCCCCACUUCAAACAAAAUAUUGACUCUAACAAAGCACAUGGAGCACUACAGCCGUGUCCAGCACCCACUGAGUCUGUCAUUAAUGGCCAGAGUUUAUAGCUUGACUAUAAAAACCUGCCACCGGGGGGGGGGGGGGGGGAAGAGUUGCUCGAGCAGCCCUGAUGCAGAAUUAAAGUCAGUCUUUGACAUUUGGCUAUUUUAAAGCUACAGCAAUUAAGAAAGAGGGUGGAGUUUUCAGAAAGACCCAAGGCCCAGAUCCCCCAAAGGUAUUUAGGUAUCUAACUCCUAUUGAAGUUAGUGGGCAUUAGGCACAUAGGUACUUUUGAGGAUUGGGGCUUACUUCACAUAGGAGCGCCAAUCCCCUCAAAAGUCAAUGGAAUUUAUAUUUCGAAGUUGCCAAGGUCUUUUGGAAAAGCAGAUGUUCACUUUCAGCUCCUACAAUAUUUUCAACUUGUAGCCAUAUAGGCCAUCCAUUUAAAUCUGGUCUGGGCUCUUAAUUUAAAAAGCAAGCAAGGGAUAGAGAUUCAAAGGGCCAGUAGCACACACUGGCAACAAGGAGAGAGUUUUCAUUGAGGGGGGUCCAAAAUUAAACACUCUUAAGCAGACCAGGUGGUAUCUUAGAGCGCUUCCUAAUGCCCAAGAGCCCUGCCUGUACAGCUAGUCAUUGCUUUAGAAAGUUGAAAAGAAAACAAGCUUUUGUUGUUUAGGUAGGUGAAGCAUUAUUUGGUUUAUAGAGGUAUAGGGUGAAUCAGUACCACCUUAUAUUCAGAUUAUCUAAACCUGUACUGCACCAGUUGUAACAGAUGGUUUGGAUCACGGACACCAAUAUGAGCAUUAUGUACGGACAGCCCAAACACCAUCUCCUGAACUCAGUACAGUAAUAGAAGGGGUUAGUGGUCCACUUGCAAUUGGCACUCCACGGUUUAAGAGGUUAGGCAUGCCUCAAAUGCCUAUUAACCAUGAUUUAAGAACUGUACAGAAGCUUUUUAAAAGCAACAGGCAUCUUGAUUAAAUGGCAGAUGGCACAAAGGACAUACACCCUAUUUUUCAUCUGAAAGUCAGAACAGGUAUGCAGUCUGUAACAGAACCUACUGCCCCUCUUCAGUGCUGGGAUGGCUUUAUUUUGAUAGGGAAGAACUAAUUUGCUAAAAUCAGAUAAGUAGGCAACAGGUUUGGGGAUUCCUUACUAAAUUAAUCAGUCUUAUUGGUUUUAUAGUUUUGAAAUAAGCUGUCUCUUAAUGACAGAUUCAUAACAGCAACUUUGUAUUGAAAUAAAUUCACAGAAGGGGUGAAUUACUGAUUUUAACCCCAAUUCCAUUGUUUAAGACAAGGGGAUGGGCCUAAGAUGGGUACUCAAGAAAGGUAAUAGAUUAAAAAAGCAAAUGGCAAUUUUAUACCUGUGCUAUGUAAUGUUUUAUAUGUGUGUGGUCUUUCCUAACGUAAAACUCUUGUAUUUUUGUGGUUUAUAUGCAGCAGGACUGAUGGAUUUGAGGGUGCACGUUAUUUUGUAAAAUAUUCUUAGCCAAUUUGCAAAGAAGAAACAAAAAUAAGAUGUUCAUAUUCUUCAUUGGCUUGUACCUGCAUGUACAGUAUUUGGGCAGCAAGUAAAGAUGAUUAAAGUCAGUUUGAAAACCUCUUUGCUUCACCUACAUUUGGGCUGCAGAACCUUUCAUAUAGGAAACUCCCUUAACCUUUGACUUCCAACUACAUGUUUGAGGCUGUUUGCUAGAUUCAAAAAAGUGAGCUGAAUUCUGCAAGACUCUUGAUACAAAGUAUGGAUUUGCUACUGCUGUUUUUGAAAUGGUCACCAUUGUUUGAUGCACAAGCUUAAUGGCCACAGUUCAGAGGAAAAGAAAAUGCAAUGCAAUGCUGGACAUGGUAUACUAUUCAUCUCUCAACAGCGAUGGCAGAGAAUACUUUAGUGGAUUGGGAAAAAAAACAUAUGCAAGUGACUAAGAACACUAUAUAGCAAGGUAGAUUUCUUCCUCACCAAGCCAUUGUUCCGGUAGCACCCUAAGGCAUGAGAACUGAAACCACUCAAAGUUCUCAUCUGGAAUAACUGCAUAUUCUUAUCAAGGUAUUUGCCUUUAUUAUCCAAUACCAGAAAAGUAUUUCAUUUCGUAUCCAUGUCAUUUAGGUUAGGUGACCCCUUUGGUUCUUGUACUACAGGAUAAAGAAAGUUUCAAGAGUUUGCCUUCACUACAUUUUAUACAUUUUCUGAUGCCGUUUCUCAUUUUCCACAAACCUUAUGCUAUCAGCACAACAGGCUCUGCACCGACCCUGCUUCUGUAGAAACACCCUGAAAUUUAGGCUAUUUUUCAUUUCUACUGUAUAUAUGUGCAGUUGACUAAAUACAGAAGCAGCAACUGCUGACCGAAGUGGAUGAUUUCACUUCGCAUUCUCCACCUGCCACUUCCUAGGUGCAGAGAAUUUGACACCCUGCCAUCUACAAGUUUAAUAAAAAUAUUAGUUCAGGAUGUUUUCCUACAAGGGGUCCUUGCUCUGGAACAUUUCGCCACAAUAGGAGUGCAUGCAUUAUCCAUGAAUCUACAUGACUGACCAGCAAAAAUGUAAAACAAGUUUUGCAAAUUCAGUGUGUCAAUUUCAUCUGCAAAAGACAUAGUAGCACUGUUGACAAACUGAGCAGAGAUGUAAUUUAAAGAUCACCUAAAUUUAUCCAUUCUUGAGAAGUUGUGGGAAACCAGAUUCUUUAAGAUUUAUUAAGAUAUUAAAAACUUAUCAGAGGAUCUGGUCACAGCAUUAUAACCCGACAGUUAAGACUGCUGUAUGGCGGAGAGAACAGAAUUGUGUGUACAGUGUUCAAGUUUUAUUUGCCUUGCUGUAUGCACAAUUUAGUUAAGAUAGAUGGAUUUUAGUUAACCAGGUGCAAACACUGUUGAUUUGCAAGUCACUUUUAAUUAAAAAAGUUCAAAUUUGCAUGUAGACAAGUCCUUAGAAUCCUGGGCCAGAUAAGCAGUACAGUUGUGUUCUAGUCUAAUAAAGUGGACAUGUUCCCAUGGACUAAAGGGAGAGCAAACAUUUGAUUAGGUAUCUGACCCCUGAACCCAGAGGUGAUUAACUCGUUGUAUCACUGAUGAUUUGACAGAUUCCAAAUGAAAUAUUUAAGAGCCAAAAAAAAUAUAAAGUCAACUGAUGUUUCACUGCAAUCUUUUAUUAAGGAAUUUACAUAUACACAGGAUAAAGUAAACCAAGUAUGUCUCACUUUUUUGCUCACGCUGAUGAAAUCUUUCAAAUGUAUGCUUUCUAGUGAGGUGGCUGUGAAGGACAAGAAAAACCUGCCCCCUCGCCCCUCCUUCCAUGCUUCGGUAUCAGAAUGUCAAGAGAAAGCUGGGAAUGGGGACUACACAAGAACAAAACAGAUAUGAAAAAAGUAUAAAUUAGAAUGUCAUGGUAAUUUUAAAAGUGUAAGAAAUACUUGUGAUGGGCUCUUGGCCCUCUAUAAAUUAAUUAUCUUGGUUAGUUCAUUAAAAGAUUUUUUUUGUUUUAAAUUACAUCAACACCACAGAUUAGACAGAAAAAGCCACUCUGAAGAAGUGCAAAGUUUCACAUUCCAAACACAGUGUGUGUCCCAUCUUGUGUGACACUCCUGUUUGGUUCCAGGAGGGGUCUUCAACAUGACUUUGGUUCCAAUGAAGAUUGACUAGACAAGCACAGAGAGGCCUCAGCUCGAAAGAACGCCACAGCAAGAGAGAAGAACAGAGGUGGCAAGAUUUAGGUUGGAUUAAAAUCCAGCUCCUCAGGGGCUUUC